Molecule: messenger RNA, 192 nt
Organism: Penicillium riverlandense
Lineage: Eukaryota; Fungi; Ascomycota; Eurotiomycetes; Eurotiales; Aspergillaceae
Exons: 2
Coding region: 1-192 (63 amino acids)
Source: RefSeq, a predicted model, not a curated record
AUGGAUCGCAUGGAAGCCUCGGAGACGAUUCCCCGCCAUAGAAAAGAGCUGCUCAUCGGGUGCUGCGCUCCGCUUCUAUACGAGGCGCUUUUCCCCGUUAAGCCGUCACUCCGCUUGCAACGUCAAGCAGAUAUCAAUGUCUUGCUUCUAGGCGAGACUAUCUUUACCUAUUCAGUCGCCAUUCUCCAGUAG